This is a messenger RNA of Dipodomys spectabilis (banner-tailed kangaroo rat), 1261 nucleotides long. It is a transcript of the gene Msra, whose product is annotated as methionine sulfoxide reductase A. Lineage: Eukaryota; Metazoa; Chordata; Mammalia; Rodentia; Heteromyidae. Gene Ontology annotation, molecular function: peptide-methionine (S)-S-oxide reductase activity. The transcript is spliced from 6 exons. Gene Ontology annotation, cellular component: cytoplasm. The record is from RefSeq and is a predicted model, not a curated record. Gene Ontology annotation, biological process: cellular response to oxidative stress. Bases 30 to 731 code for a protein of 233 amino acids.
CAAGCCGCCAACACCGCCGCCGCCCGCCCAUGCUCUCGGCCACAGGGAAGGCUCGCCACCUCCUCCGCCUCUUCCCGGUCCCCAGAAUGGGCGACUUCGCCUCGAGGGUCGUGGUCGGCCCCCAGGAGGCCUUGCCGGGCCGGAAGGAGCCGAUCGCGGUAGCAGCCAGACAUCAUGUCAAUGGCAACAGAACGGUUGAACCUUUCCCAGAGGGAACACAGAUGGCUGUAUUUGGAAUGGGCUGCUUCUGGGGAGCUGAAAGGAAAUUCUGGACCUUGAAAGGCGUGUAUUCAACCCAAGUGGGCUUUGCAGGAGGCUACACCACCAAUCCUACUUACAAAGAAGUCUGCUCAGAAAAAACUGGCCAUGCAGAAGUCGUGCGGGUUGUGUACCAGCCAGAACACAUCAGCUUUGCGGAACUGCUCAAGGUCUUCUGGGAGAAUCACGACCCGACCCAAGGCAUGCGCCAAGGCAAUGACCACGGCACCCAGUACCGGUCAGCGAUCUACGUGACCUCGGCCACGCAGAUGGAGGCGGCCCUGAGGUCCAAGGAGGACUACCAGAAGGUUCUCUCGGAGCACGGCUUCGGGCCCAUCACCACCGACAUCCGCGCGGGGCAGGCGUUCUACUACGCCGAGGACUACCAUCAGCAGUACCUGAGCAAGAACCCCCGCGGCUACUGCGGCCUGGGCGGCACCGGCCUCUCCUGCCCACUGGGCAUCAGACAGUAACUGCCACAUGUCGCGAGGUGGACCCUGGGGCGGCAGCAAAAACGCCGCCGCCCAGUGGGGCCAAGGCUUCCGGGGUUCACCUCGGGGGCUUUUGGAGUUCACGUAUCACAGAGACAAUCAUACAAAUCCAGUUUGCACGGAGGUUUGAUUCAAGGGAAGUACAGCAGCCAGCUGACCCAAUGUAAUUUGUCUUCUAGUAGGGGUUGGGGCGGAGCAUGGAAUUUUCUGGAUCACUUGGGGUCUAGCUGGAGAUGAUGAAUAGCUUGAGACCGUGUUUCUGGUCACAGAUGCCGAGGGAGGCGCUGGGGACAGCGGCCGGUGCCACGGCGCUGGCAUCCUCGCUCCCUCCCCCCCUCCCGCCCCCCAGUGCCUUACAAUCUGCGAAUGUUCACAGUUUUGAUUAAUCACCCAAAGAAAUGAUAGGAAAAGGGUCACUCUGGCCCUUCCCAGCCCUCUUUGUGCAGAGAAAAGAUGCAGGUUACCGCAAUGAAUUCAGUGCUUUGCUUACAGCUAUGAGAAAUGCUUGUUCU